Molecule: messenger RNA, 3877 nt
Organism: Psylliodes chrysocephalus
Lineage: Eukaryota; Metazoa; Arthropoda; Insecta; Coleoptera; Chrysomelidae
Source: the annotation of a GenBank genome assembly
GUUGGAACUUCAUAAAUUCUAACCUCCAAUCAAAAAUGGACUUCAAAUAUUUUAAGACUGAAAUAGCUAGAAAACAAAUAUGUUUAUUUUGCUAGUAGGUUUCAAAUUGAUUACAUUUUCCUGAAAACAGCUUUUGUAGAGGUUAUAAUGAAACCUAAAUUACAUUUUUCAGGCCCUUUUUAUAAGAAAGAGCAAAAGAAAACAUCCUAUUUGGUUUCUUAUGUACUCUUAUCCAUAGUUUCUCUAAUAUUUUCCAUUCUAACAGUUAGCGAUCUACAGUGGGAAGAACAUGUAUCAAUUAGAAGAGGUAUAACUAUAUUUUUCAGUGGACUAGUGUUUUUUCCCUUUUUGUAUCUUGCCUUGAAUAAUAUUUUUCUACAUACAAACUCAGGAAGAAAAAUUAUCAAGACUUAUAAACUCAGUUACAGUGACAUUUAUGACAUCAGUAACAAGAAUGUUUCAGCAGUACAGGCUUUAUUUUGCUGUAUAACAGGUCUCACAGCAGUGUGUUACUCCUGUAACCGUAACGUUCUCAAAACAUCUCACUACAUUUCUGAGGCAUAUGCUUGGUUUGGAGCGGCAUAUUUUUUCUAUGAUAUUUGGUCCAUGUACAAAAUAUAUACAGCGAAAAUUAUCGGAACUCAGAUAAAUGGCGAUGUGUGCCGAACUAAAACUUUAUCAAGGUUUUCAAGAGUGAUAACAUUUCUUAAAAAAAAUUUCCUUAUGGUUGGACAUCACAUAUUUAUAGGGUGUUUUGGAUUCUUAGUUAUAACAUAUUUAAGAGGAGGUCUGGGAGACUGUUUUUUUGGAUUUGUGUACCUGAUGGAGGCGAGUACUCCUUUCGUAUGCUUAAGAGGCAUAUUGUCCAAAGUAGGAUUGAAAAACUCUCCACUUUAUGUCGCUAACGGACUUGUGAUGUUAACUGUAUUCUUUAUAUGUAGAAUUGCCAUGUUUCCUUAUGUAAUAUUCAUGUAUUCACUCUCCAUAAAAGUGGAUUUCAUAUCGGCAGUCUACACCCUACCCAGAGGAUGUUUGACAAGCAUAGCCAUAUUACUGUUACCACAAAUAUACUGGUUCUAUUUAAUGGUGAAGGGGGCCAUAAAGGUACUGAGUGGCCCAAUUGUUAACAACAAUAAUAUGCAGAAUUUAAAAAGCAAGUAAUAUCGAUAGCAAUUGCGAUGUUUUUUGAAUUUCAGUUUAGGAUUGAAAUGAAUUACGGGGAAGGGUAAUUGGUUGUGAAAAGGUGCAUCUUCAAAAGUUCGAAAAGAAAAACGACAGCAGCUUCAAUUCUCAAAUCAGACGAUGAUAGAUAAUUCGACCAUCAAAGGUCGUCAUUAAUAUUAGUACUAUUUUAGGAGAAUAUGGACUGAUAGUUUGCAUUAAUAGUUAUAUUUUUAUAUAAUUUUUCAAAAAAUUUAAUCGGUUUUUGUCAAAUUAUUGUGCUGUAUGUCAUAUUCAGGUAUGUAUCUACAAUUUUCUACAAUAGUAAUAAUAAAUUUCAUAUGGCCAUGAUAUCAUCAAGCAUAGUGUUUGCAUUGGGCUUCAUCAAAGGCUAAUUCAAAUAAUAGCGAAUUUAUUUAACUCAGGGCUAAAUAGUCGAGUUUUUAGGCAUUUUUGGUGUCUUGUGGGAACUGUCCUUAAGAGACAUUAAUACUAUUAAUAAUAUUUUUUACGUUGGUAAGGAUACUUAUGAAAUUUUGUUUAAAAAAUAUCUUAGUUUUUCAUACCUCAAGUAAAAAUGUUAGUUUUUAACCAUCUAAAAAAAUAUAAAAUAUGUAAUUUUAAGAAAAUAAUCAACACAUUUAUCACUAACAUUUCAUUUCAAUUUAGUAACUCCAAAACAGGUUUUAGACAAUCAGGUAAUUAUCAUCUUCAAAGUUUGAGAAUAGAGGCAAAUAUUGUUAUUUUUGAAAAAGUAUGUUUAAAAUAAAUACUGUGCUGUUCUUAUUAGUUGCGAAAGUAAAGCUUAUGUACAUAAAACUCCAAACAUAAACCAAAUGUAAAUAUUUUAAAGUAUUAUCCUAAGUUACAUUGCCAGUCCUAAUAUUAAGUAUGUUUCAAACAAUAGUAGGAUUAGCAAAGUUGCUUUGAUUUUAAUUUUUUUAUACAUGCGUGGAAAUGAUUGGAUUAUAUUAUAUUAUUUAUAAAAUUUCAACAAGUCAAACUUCCUGUUGUCAUAUUUCACAUUUACGAUGGGCUAUUCUAAACAAAAACAUUACCUUGCCGAAUAUUAAAAUUUAUAGAGAUGGGAUCGUUGCAACUGUCGUUAAGAGCAGACUAGCAUUUUUAAUAUCGACGACAAAUAGUUCUGUUGAUGUCACAGAACUUUAGCCAUUAAAUACCGAAUUAAAAAAAAAAAAGAAUUAUAGGUGCAUAUAAUACUUUGAAGAUGCACAAUAGAUAUAGCAGGGAUAUUUCUAAAUAACUGUUAGUGCAAAAGACGAAUUAAAAAUAAAGACUAGCAGCCAGUAGCUAGAAGUUCAUUCAAAUUUAUGAGUGAUAAACGAUGGUCUUCUGUUUGUCUGAAUGACAUGAAUUUCAAAUUAUUCAGUCUAAACAUAUGUCAAAGUUUAUCAGGCUACUAAAUUUAAAUGGACGUUUCUGCAACCGACUGUAAAUAUAUUUGCUUAAGCAUUUCUCAUAAAAAAAUAUAUAAAUGUAUAGUAGGUAAUCUAAUUAAAAUAACAAUUCCAAUUCGUAAUUAUAGUUGAUACAAGAAUCACAUAUUUUUGCUAACAAGUUUUUUUUUUGUAUUGUAUACUAGUACGCAAAAGAAGUUAUUUUGUUCUUUGUGAUAUGAUGUAGUUUCUAUUAUUAAAAUCACAUGAUUAGUGAGUUAACAGAAGGUAAAUAUUUAUAUUUUUAACGUUGAUCACGUCAUUUAACACAAAAUAUCGAUCUUAAAAAUAAUAUAACAUGAUUUUUCUAAACUUUAAAUAUACAAAGUUGUGGUUUAUAUGUAUAUAAUGAACUCAAGACUAUUAAAUCCAAAACCAAUGGUUUAUUUUUGCUACACUAAUGUAUUUGUUUGUAGGAUGAAUGAAAUACUUAUUUUUUACCUAAUAAAGUUCAAAAAUAGUGACAAAUCAAUUGACUCUUUCUCUUGAAGAAUUUUAAACCAUCUAUUUUAACAUUUUUCCCCUUAUGAACUUUUGCCAUUACUUUUUUAAAAGUCUAUAUUAUAAUGGAUGAAACUAAAAUAAAUAAUAGUUUUUCUUGAGAAAUAGUCACGUAAUAAAUCUUCCACGUUAUUUGUCAAAGUGCCCACUCCUCCAGAUAUUUUAAUGUACAUCAAAGUGACAAGUUUUUACUAAAUCUAAAUACCUCUAAUAGUCUGAUGGCACUGAUACAACUGAUGAUUAUAAAUUAUUACCACUUAUUUUGCUAAAAAUUCCUACAAAAUAAUAUAAAAAAACGAUCUAUUUUUUAAAAAAAUAUAUUUAAAACAGAAGAGAAUAAGGAUAUUAAAGGCCUAAAGAUAUAUUUUUUAUAGAAUCUCAAGUAUGUUCUUUACUAUUCCACAACUAUUUACUAUUUGUCAAACUUUAAUUAUCCUUUCACACUGUGGUAUGUGUGCAACGUACCUCUUGUAUAUUUUAAUAUUUUUUUAUCUGGAUAUUAUUUCAUGAUUCUUAUUUAAUUUCAUCAUAUCCCAGACAACACACCAAAUCCCAGAGAUAUUCACAGAAUAUCUUUUGUGGAUAUCCAAUAUAUCCACAGGAUAUUAGAAAUAUUCCGUGGAUCUAAUAUGGAUAUCCAAAUGUCCGUCUAUAUCCAGAAUAUAGAAGAUAUCAUAUGGAUAUCCAGCAAAAUAUCUAAUGAGUAUCUUCCAGACAAUACAAGAAAUCCCAGAGAUAUCCACAGAAUAUAUUCUAUG